Molecule: messenger RNA, 2604 nt
Organism: Trematomus bernacchii (emerald rockcod)
Lineage: Eukaryota; Metazoa; Chordata; Actinopteri; Perciformes; Nototheniidae
Gene: slc25a44a
Product: solute carrier family 25 member 44a
Exons: 5
Coding region: 295-1248 (317 amino acids)
Biological process (GO): transmembrane transport; branched-chain amino acid catabolic process
Cellular component (GO): mitochondrion
Molecular function (GO): branched-chain amino acid transmembrane transporter activity
Source: RefSeq, a predicted model, not a curated record
GCCAUGAAUGCAUCAUCAUCGUCAAACUGCUAACUUGCUAAUGUAAACACAUCGGGUAAACAUCGCCAUUACAGGGUCAUCUGGAGGAGAAAACUAACGUCAGAUCACAUAUUAUUAAUCCAAGUAAUGGACGGAAGACAUAACCCACCUUGCAGCAGAGCAAAGAGUUUAACAACAACAACAACAACAGAGACUCUGGAGCUACUAAACCCCCGCACAGGUGUGAUGGCUGUCGGAGGACCGAUGACUUCAGAUCCGUGGCUUUAGUGGCGCAGCGCUGCCCUCGCCGGCACCAUGCAGCAGAAAGGUGCGAUGCAGAUCAUCGAAUGGGAGGACCUGGACAAGAGGAAGUUCUACUCCCUGGGCGUGUUCAUGACCUUGACCACCAGGGCCAGCGUCUACCCGGCCAGCCUGAUCCGCACCCGGCUGCAGGUGCAGAAGGGGAAGGCCCUCUACUCCGGCACCAUCGAUGCUUUCUGCAAGAUCAUUAGAGCGGAGGGUGUGCGAGGCCUCUACCGGGGCUUCAUGGUCAACACCUUCACGCUGAUCUCAGGUCAGGCUUACAUCACCACCUACGAGCUGGUGCGCAAGUACGUGUCCCAGUACUCUCCCAGUAACACCGUGAAGUCGGUGGUGGCUGGAGGAGCAGCUGCUCUGGUUGCUCAGACCAUCACGGUGCCCAUCGACAUCGUGUCCCAGCACCUGAUGAUGCAGGGCCAGGGGGAGCACCUGACUCGCUUCAAGGCCAAACCCAAGAGGAUGCUCGCAGCGUCGAAGCGUAAACUCACUUUCGGCCAAUCGCGGGACAUCACGGUGCAGAUAUUUGCUGCUGAUGGUUUCAGGGGAUUUUACCGGGGAUACGUGGCAUCGCUUCUCACGUACAUCCCAAACAGUGCACUCUGGUGGCCUUUUUAUCAUUUUUAUACAGAGCAGCUGUCCUUGAUGGCCCCCACCGGGUGCCCCCAUCUGAUUGUGCAGGCUUUGGCCGGACCAAUGGCAGCAGCGACCGCCUCCACCAUCACCAACCCCAUGGAUGUUGUUCGAGCAAGAGUUCAGGUUGAGGGCCGAUCGUCCCUCAUCGAGACGUUCAAGCAGCUGCUGGCGGAGGAGGGGGUCUGGGCGAUGACGAAAGGUCUGUCGGCCCGCAUCAUCUCCUCCAUGCCCACCUCGGUGCUCAUCGUGGUGGGAUACGAGACUCUGAAGAGACUGAGCCUCAAAGACGAGCUGGUGGACUCCAGACACUGGUGAGGAACCAGAGGGAACUAGGAGAGAUCGCACCGUGAUUCACAUCCACACAGAAUCUCUUCACAGGAGAGACGACCAAUAUCUGUGUCCAGCAACGGGAUGAAUGCUCUUCUGUUUAUCUGCUUUUCACACGCCUUGUUUUUAGAUCUGGUGUUGUUAUAAUGUUGGUACAAUGCAGCGGAGUGCAAAUGGUGAUGUUUAGGUACAAUUGGGAGUUGCAGGUGUUAUUUUACCCUGCCUUUUUUCUAUUUGUCAGACCCAUUUCUACUGGCCUUACCGUGAAAUAUUAAGAUAUAAGUGAAAACAAGGUUCUGCAUUUGCCCAAAAUGUCCAAUCUGAAGAAAAACACACAACAAAAUAAUCCUAAAAUGUAAAAACUGUCUGAAUAAUUAGCUUUUUUAAGUAUAGCAUAUAUCUUAGACUCUGUUUGAUUAAUGCCUCCCAUACUGGUAUGACUGCAGCAGGCGUUUUAUUUUUUACCGCGUCAUAUUUGAACAACUCAGUCAGCCUAAGCUUGUGAACACUUGCUGCACCGUUUGAGUUACUUUAAAUUGUACAGGAGAAAUACAUAAAUCGCUAAAGUGUGAAAUGUAAGCUAAAAGAAUAUUACAAAAAAUAUGUGAAGAUCUAAGUGAAACCUAGCUCGAGUCUGUAUCGUUAGACCUAAAGUCUUUCUGUAAUCAGCUGUGUCUUGUGAUUUAUUAAAUAACUGUCUGAAGUCUGAGGGGGUGCGGGUAUAAUGAUGAAUUCUACUUAAGGAUACGUUGAUCAGACAGGCUUCUCUGCUUCUCAUUGUUCCUGUUUGUGUAAAUGGACUGUACAAAACAAAUGGAGAUUGACAGAAAAGAUGAAAAUAGAUGUGAUGUAUCAGCAAAAGUGUAGUUGAUGUUAUAGGCCUUAGAUAACGUUGAAGAUGUGGGAAUCAUAGGACACUUCUGAUUAUUUUCUACUUUAUUGAGACUGUUCAGAUGACUGGGAAUCAAAUCUGCCACUAUUUGCUUAAAGCUAACACAGAGAGAGUAACGGCAGUGGCAACACAUCAGCGAAACUUUAACAUUGCCUUCAGAGUUCACCGUCAAAGGCCAUAUGACUAUGACUGCCAGAAAACAUCUCAGUGAGCUUUGACACUGCUCUUCUCUUGUAUAAACUUGUUAUGCAAACUGCACUCUUGUUUAAUGGACCCCAAAUUAUGAUGUGAUUGAUUCCUGAAAAGCACAUUUAAUGGACGUUUGCCUGAAUGGAGGAAGUGCUGCACAUGUGUUCAACAACCACCUGCCGUGUAAAAACAAAAAUCCAACAAUUGUUAAAAGUGCAGUUUGAUGUGUGUUGCAAAUUAAUAAAGCAUUCUGAAUCACUGCA